Molecule: messenger RNA, 2223 nt
Organism: Tuber melanosporum (Perigord truffle)
Lineage: Eukaryota; Fungi; Ascomycota; Pezizomycetes; Pezizales; Tuberaceae
Exons: 7
Coding region: 1261-2025 (254 amino acids)
Biological process (GO): deoxyribonucleotide catabolic process; carbohydrate catabolic process
Cellular component (GO): cytoplasm
Molecular function (GO): deoxyribose-phosphate aldolase activity
Source: RefSeq, a predicted model, not a curated record
GAAGUCAAUCUCAGCCGAGGUUGUUGGGAAUCCAUACAAUCCUGGAGAUCUCGAUAGAUAGGGUUGGUCCUGGCAAGGAUGCACAGCCGAACGAUAUCCCGAAGGAGCAAUUUGAUUUCAUCCAUAUACGAUACAAGAGCACCGGGGUGACGGAUAGCCCGCGAAUGUUCCGUUUGGCAUAUGAACAAACAAAACCCGGAGGCUGGAUCGAAGUCGUUGAGAAUCCUCCCUCGUCUUAUACGACCUGUUCACCCCUGGAUGAUGGCACACAAUGGAAAGGAGGGGCGGUCCCAACCAGCUGGGCCGUCAAAGAUUUUACAACAUCUAAGAUGGCGUUCUGGAUCAAACAGCAACUGAUAGAGGCUGGGUUUGUUGAAGUGGAGGAGAAAGUAUGGAGGGCACCAACUGGCCCUUGGCAGAAGAUUGUUGGAAUCGGGAGGUUAAUCUACUCUCUUCUUAGCUUGAGUUGGAGCAAUAGUAGGGUCAGUGAGAUGGUAAAUCCAGGGGAGACAUACUCAGUCUCUCGUGGGCCAACUGUAUUCGUUAUCGCGAGGAAACCCUGAAUUAGCGAUCGGAAGUGUUGGUUGUUUUUUGAUGGUUAGAGGGAAGGGAAAAAAGUAUUGAAUUCGGGAAUGUUCAAGAGGGAUCCAGUUACCUAUUGUUUUCUCCUUCUCUCUUUUCUUUUUAUUUACUAUCGCACGGUAUUAGCUUUUUGCAGGAUUCGGAAGCUCAACUUCCUCCCUAUUAUUUAAUGAAAUGUUACGAAAUAACGUUUAGCGAAUGUUUACGAUCUCUAUUCAGCAUUUCUUGGGGUCCUCUCUGUUCAUCCUCUUAUUGCCAAAAUUAAAAUAAAUAUAUAUCUAAAUAUAUUUUCAAAACCCGUCCUUCCCUGCUCCCUUCUAUUUAUUUCCUUUCUCACAUCUGUCUACGGUAACGGUACAGUACCACCUGCAAUGUGCCGUCUAGAAAGUCCAGUCAGGAGACCGCCGGGAGCCCGGGCCCGGGGGAUAGCCUCAAAGGAAAGAAAGAGCAAAAAGGAAAAGAAAAAGAAAGGAUCCCAGAAACAUUUUCUUCAAACCGGCGAAAGCCGGAUGUGGUGGGCUAGGUUUCUCUUCUUGCGCUGCGGGGCAAUAUGGUAGUCUAUUGAAGACCUUUCCCCCAACUUUUCCUACACUACACACCACAUCGAGAAUUUGGAAAACGCGGCUCCACCUUUGUCUCAGGUCUUUUCCAUCUACGAUAUCGGUACUUUAUCUUAGGAUGCGGUCGAACGAAGACUGGAAAAUCGCCGUCAAGGCAAAGAUAGAUGAAGUCUUGGCCAAUGCAACAGCCGCAGAAUACCCUCCGCCAGCGUCUCUACCGGCCACUAUUGAUCACACACUAUUGAAGCCCGAUGCAACCCCAGCCCAAAUCAAUACAUUGUGCGAUGAAGCCAUCAAAUAUGGGUUCAAAUCGUGUUGUGUUAAUGGAUCCUAUAUCCCUCAGGUUGCCGAAAGGCUACAAGGGACUCGGGCAAUUCCGUGCGUAGUAGUGGGCUUCCCGCUGGGUGCGAUGAAGCCAAGCGCCAAAGCAUUUGAAGCGCAGGAAGCCGUACGAGAUGGUGCGAAGGAAGUGGACAUGGUUCUACAUAUUGGUCACUUGAAAUCCCAAGACUACGUCUGUCUGCACGCAGAUGUAGAAGCCGUCGUUAGAGCGUGUUCACCGAUCCCCGUUAAGGUUAUCCUCGAGACAGUAUUUCUCACCGAUGAAGAGAAGAUCGCCGCUUCGUUUGUCGCCGCUGAGGCCGGCGCCGCGUUUGUCAAGACAUGCACUGGAUUCGCCGGGGGUGCGGCCUCGCCAGGAGAUGUUGCUCUCAUGAAGAGGACUGUUUCAUACAAAGAUGGGGCUGUACGAGUUAAGGCGUCUGCUGGAGUCCGGACCUACGAGAAGUGCCUUGAAGUUAUCAAGGCUGGUGCUGAUAGGGUUGGAACGUCCUCCGGAGUAGCUAUAAUGAAGAAAUCCGAUCUGGUGCCAGGAUCUCACUAGGGGUUUCCCGAUUCCUUAUAGGGAUCAAUUGAUCCUUACUUCUGGCACCCUGUGUAAACCAAAUGGUAAUAUAAGAUAUGAUGGAUCGCAACUGUGGCGGAGUGAAGGUACUGUAUCAGGGGGAAGGUACCACCUGAUGGGCUGAGAGUGAUUCCUGAUAUAUGAGUAGGGGAACCGGGAGCAAAUAAAUAGCGUGUU